Molecule: messenger RNA, 1861 nt
Organism: Lycium barbarum (goji berry)
Lineage: Eukaryota; Viridiplantae; Streptophyta; Magnoliopsida; Solanales; Solanaceae
Product: cystathionine gamma-synthase 1, chloroplastic-like
Exons: 11
Coding region: 111-1682 (523 amino acids)
Biological process (GO): transsulfuration
Cellular component (GO): chloroplast
Molecular function (GO): pyridoxal phosphate binding; cystathionine gamma-synthase activity
Source: RefSeq, a predicted model, not a curated record
AACCCCAGCCCUCUCAAUACUUCUUAGGUUCCGAUAACACAAAAUCCUCUCAGCUAAUAUCUCAUUUCUCUUUCAUAGCCGGUGAUAGAUUUCCCUUUUUAACCCUCAAAAUGGCCGUUUCAUCAAGCUGUGCAAGGACAUUUCCGUCAUUCCAAUGCCGUUCCGAUCCCGACGGCGUUCCACGUCAUAACGACAUCCCUAACGUUCGCCGUUACGGAUCGCCGUUAUCGGUUCGCGGUGGUCCGUCCUCUUCUCUGAUCCUUAGGUUUCCGCCUAACUUCGUGAGGCAACUGAGCGUUAAAGCUCGUAGAAACUGCAGCAACAUCGGUGUUGCACAAGUUGCAGCUGCUUCCUGGUCGAACAACAACCGCGACUUUACUCCGGCGGCGGCUAAGGCUGUCGAUGCUGCCGCCUUUAUUGCUCCUCUUGUUGACGAGGAGGUGGUGGCGGAGGCUUGUGAUGUACAGAUUGAGGAGUUGACACGUGGAGGAUAUUCGUCGUUUUUGAGUUCUGAUGGAAGCAUCGCUAUUCAUGCCGGUGAACGGUUAGGACGUGGUAUUGUUACUGAUGGAAUAACUACCCCAGUGGUUAACACAUCUGCUUAUCACUUCAAGAAGACUUCUGACGUCAUUGACUUCAAGGAGAAAAGAAGUGCAAGUUUUGAAUAUGGGCGAUAUGGGAACCCCACUACUGUUGUUGCAGAGGAGAAGAUAAGUGCACUGGAGGGUGCUGAAUCAACCUUGUUAGUGGCAUCUGGAAUGUGUGCUAGUACUGUAUUGUUGAUGGCAUUGGUUCCUGCUGGUGGGCAUAUUGUAACAACAACAGACUGCUAUAGGAAGACCCGGAUAUUUAUUGAGACAAUACUGCCUAAAAUGGGAAUCACGGCGACAGUCAUUGACCCAGCUGAUAUUGGAGCUCUAGAGUCGGUGCUAAAUGAGAAGAAAGUGGCUGUUUUCUUUACAGAGUCUCCAACAAAUCCAUUCCUGAGAUGUGUUGACAUUGAGCUUGUUUCAAAGCUUUGCCAUGCAAAAGGAGCAUUAGUUUGCAUAGAUGGGACGUUUGCAACUCCACUUAACCAAAAGGCCCUUGCUCUAGGGGCUGACCUCGUUGUGCACUCUGCAACAAAAUACCUUGGUGGCCACAAUGAUGUUCUUGGAGGUUGCAUUAGUGGUCCUGAUAAGUUAGUUUCAGCAGUUCGCACCUUGCAUCAUAUUCUGGGUGGUGCUAUCAAUCCUAAUGCUGCGUAUUUGAUCAUCAGAGGCAUGAAGACAUUGCAUCUUCGUGUACAGCAGCAGAACUCAACUGCACAAAGGAUAGCCGAAAUUUUAGAGGCUCAUCCAAAGGUGAGAUGUGUCUAUUAUCCAGGCUUGCCAAGUCAUCCUGAGUAUGAUCUUGCCAAGAGACAAAUGACUGGUUUUGGUGGUGUGGUCAGCUUUGAGGUUGAUGGGGAUCUGCUGACUACUGCAAAAUUUGUUGAUGCUCUAAAAAUUCCUUAUAUUGCUCCAUCAUUUGGAGGUUGCGAGAGCAUUGUGGACCAACCAGCAAUUAUGUCUUACUGGGAUCUUAGCCAGUCAGAUAGAGCGAAGUAUGGUAUCUUGGACAAUUUGAUUCGAUUCAGCUUUGGAGUAGAAGACUUUGAAGACUUGAAAGCUGAUAUUCUUCAGGCGCUGGAGUCCAUAUAGGAUGUCUUACCUGCAACCUAAUUUCUUUUUUAUAUGAACCUUUUCUUUCCCCUAGCUUUGAACUACUUUUUCAUCUCUAAUUGUUGGAGUAUUCACUUCCCUAGUUGUCAGAAUGUAUUGAAAGGAUCAUUGAGCAGAUGAUGCAAUCUAAUGUGAGAGUGUAAUGUCAUUGUUGUUUC